AUGGCAUCUAACUUGGCUGCCGCAGCAAGAGGGAAGAGAGAAAAGGUAACAGGUGUCACAGUGACGUCAUCCAAGCUGUCCAUGGACCAUUUUAAAUCCAAGAUGUGGAACUAUUAUACAAAGCUGGGAGAUACCUGCGUUGAAUGCAAAGUGUGUAAGAAGCAGUUUUCCUUCCACAAUAGCACUAUGGGUAUGAGAGAGCAUUUGCAUACUGUGCACAGUUCUGGCAUCCCUCAAAUUAGGGAACAUUCUGAACUGGACAUUCCUGAACGGGAGGGGGCAGUCAAGAGACUGAAGCAAACACUGCCCUCAAAUAGCAUUUGUACUUCUAUAUCAGAACCCCAGACACAAGCAAUUGCUAACCUGAUAUUAGAGAUGAUCUGCAGCGACCUCCAUUCCCUUUCAGUGGUUGAAGAGAAGGGUUUUGCACGUCUAGUUACUUUCUUGGAUCCAAACCUUGAGCUUCCGACUCCAAUGCAUCUAGCUGGUAUGUUAUGGCACGAAUAUAAUGUAAUGAAACAGCAGCUCAAAUGUUGUCUUCAGGCUGCCCCGUCCAUUGUCCUAUCGAUUCAGAAUUGGACUGACAAUUCUAAAAGGUCCUACCUCUCUGUUACAGCAAAUGUUAUUGACAGUAAUUGGAGAUUUUGUAGAUACUUAUUGGAGACGCACCCCGUUCACCAAGGCAAGACGGAGGAUGAUGACGACCUGGGAAAGCACUUACACUCUGUGCUGGUGGAGUUUGGCCUGUCUAGUAACCUAGUGUCCUGUGUGGUUCAUGAUAAUUCACCUAUGCUGUCCUCUUAUUUCAAAUCUUUCAAAGAUACAUGUGGGUGGGCCUGCCUCUGCUGCACUGCCCACAUCUUACAGGGCUGUAUAAAAGCAGGGCUGGAGGUUGAAGAAAUGCGAGAAGCUCUGACUGCCGUUAGAGACUUGGUGAGUUACUUCCAAGAGGACUUCAAAGCCAGUUGCUUUCUAAAUUCCAAACUGGAAGCUAUGAACAAGCCCAGGCUGGUGCUAGAUACAGAGACGUGUUGGGUCUCUACGCUGGAAAUGUGUCAGAACUUGCUGGACCUCAAGUGGGCCAUCCUUUCUAUCCUAGAAGAACAUAAGGUAGAUAACUUGUCUGAGCAGCACUGGAAGUUGCUUCAGGAUUUGGUGCCAAUGCUGAAGACCAUAUGGAUUGCAACAUUGUUCCUGCAAGAAGAACAAAAUGCUUCUAUCUCCUCACUGAUGCCCUGUCUCUUUGCUAUAUUCAAUUCUGUUGGGCAAAGCUGUGAAGCCAACGGUGCCAUUAAAGCUGCUGCAAAUCAAAUACAAGCUGAGAUCUGUAGACACUGGGACAUGUUAGAUGAAGGAAAAUUAAUUGGCAAUCCGGCAGUCAUUGCUUCGUUUCUGGAUCCUCGUUUUAAAGAGCUCAGAUUUCUUAAACCAUGGGCAAGAGGAGACCUACACGAAAGGGUCAAGAAUAUGCUUUUGGAGCCAUGUGUUACCAACCUGCAGUGGUCUCUGACCUGUGUAACUAAAGGCAGCAUCGACACUCUCAGUCCUCCUGUCCAAGAUGGCACCCCAAUUGGACUUGAAAGCAUUUAUGACCUUCUUCUGGGGAGAGAUCCAACAGCUUACUUACCUGAAGCCCAUCACCAGCUGGAAAAUUAUAUAGUGGAGCCUGUCUGUAAACGUACAACUCACCCUCUCCAGUGGUGGAACAGUAAUCAUCAGAGAUAUCCAGCAUUGGCCCGAUUAGCUCGCCAGUAUCUUGCCAUACCUGCCACUGCUGUGAAACCUGAAACCGCCUUUGGCAUGCUACAAGACCCAUUACAAAUACGAAAGGCUGCUCUGGAGCCAAAACAUAUGGCUCCCAUUCUGUUCUUGCACCAGAAUAAAGACUUUCUAGAGUGGAAUCUGAAAGCAGAGUAA
Molecule: messenger RNA, 1917 nt
Organism: Nanorana parkeri
Lineage: Eukaryota; Metazoa; Chordata; Amphibia; Anura; Dicroglossidae
Product: zinc finger BED domain-containing protein 1-like
Exons: 1
Coding region: 1-1917 (638 amino acids)
Molecular function (GO): protein dimerization activity; DNA binding
Source: RefSeq, a predicted model, not a curated record